AUGCGACCUGAAUCAAGCCAAAUGAUGCUUGAUGAAAUUACUCAGUAUAUGAAGUUUAUGCAUGAUGGACAACAAAGUUUGUAUGAAGGAUGUGACAAAUAUUCUAAACUUUCUUUCUUGCUCAAAUUGUACCACAUCAAAUGUCUAUUCAAAAUGAUUGACAAGGCAAUGUCAAUGAUACUUGAGUUGUUAGCAGAUGCCUUUGAUUAUGCUAAAAUCCCAUCUUCAUUCAAUGAAGCUAAGAAAAUCAUUAAUAAGCUUGGCCUUCAUUACACCAAAAUUGAUGAUUGCCCAAAUGAUUGCAUGUUAUACUAUGGAGAAGAUAAAGAUAAGGAAUUUUGUACGAAAUGCAAUGAAUCUAGAUGGAAGAAAACGAAGAAGAGCAAUAGUAUUGUUGGUGCUACUAAGAAACAAAAGAAAGUUCCAACUAAAUUUUUAAGGUAUUUUCCAUUCAAGCGACGCUUACAACAAAUGUUUAUGUCUUCUAAAAUAGCUGAGCAUAUGCAAUGGCAUGCAUCAAGAAGUACACAUGAAGGCAUAUUAAGGCAUCCAAGUGAUUCUGAAGCAUGGAAGAACUUUGAUCUAAUGAAUCCUCAAUUUUCUUCAGACCCUCAAAAUGUUAAACUUGGUUUGGCUACUGAUGGGUUCAAUCCAUUUUGUGAUUUAAGUACAUGUCAUAGUACUUGGCCUAUUGUACUUAUACCUUACAAUCUUCCUCCUUGGAUGUGUAUGAAGCCAAGUUCAUUCAUUCUUUCCAUGAUCAUUCCUGGUAAAAGAGCACCAAGAAAUGAUAUUGAUGUAUAUUUAAGGCCAUUAAUAGAAGAAUUAAAAGAGUUAUGGAACACUGGGGUUGAAACUUUUGAUUCACAUAAGAAAGAAGUGUUUCAUAUACAUGCAGCUAUAUUAUGGACUAUUAGUGAUUUUCCUGGUCUUGGAACCUUAUCUGGGUGGAACACACAUAGUGGGUUGGCUUGCCUUAGGUGUAAUUUUGACACAACUCCUAAGAAGAUUAAGGGUAAAUUUUGUUUCAUGAAUCAUCGACGUUGUUUAAAUGCAGGGCAUAAAUUUAGAUUAUGUCGUAGUCGUUUUGAUGGAAGUGUGGAAAAUAGAAAUCCUCCUUUGAGAAUAUCAGGAACAAAUGUCUUACAACAAGUUUAG
Molecule: messenger RNA, 1158 nt
Organism: Vigna unguiculata (cowpea)
Lineage: Eukaryota; Viridiplantae; Streptophyta; Magnoliopsida; Fabales; Fabaceae
Source: RefSeq, a predicted model, not a curated record